AAUACGUUGCUCUCCAAAUAAAAUCCCUAGAUUUUGUAACUAAUAUAACCUCGAAUUCGAAUAUGUUAUUUUGUUCAUAAUGUUAUAAUCGUGCUUUUUAUUUAUUGUGUAAAAGUGUUAAAAGUACAAUGAGAGUCACUCUUAAUUUAAGCAUGUUUUUUCAUGACCACCGGUCUUUGGCUAAAAUUUUCAUAAACAAAAACAUGAAAUUUAUAAAAGAUGUUGAAAAUCACAUAACAAACAUUUUCGGGAUUAGAAAUUUUUUUUUAAAGUGUGAAAACCAGUAUUUGCCACCGGUUGAAGACAUUCAAAUAUUGAACAAUGAUGAAGUGAUUUGGGCGCUUCCAUGUGAUAAAACCACAAUUGUUCCAUGUGCCAAUUCCACACUUAAUGUCACUAGAGAAGAAGAAAGACCAAAAGUAAAAAACAAGAAUUAUCAAGGUGAUGAAACAAUGGAAGUUGAAGAUAUCCCAGUGAUUCAUAAAAAGAAGAAAACGAAGAAGAAACACCGUGAAAUUGAAGAAGAGUUAGCUGAGCCUGAAACGAAAAAGAAAAAAAUUCGUGAUUCUGAAAAAAAUUGUCAUGAAAUCGAAACUGAGUCUGAAAACAAGAAGAAAAAAGGAAACGAAAAACAGCGAAAGAAACGUAAAGAAAACAUUGUUUCUGAAAGUACGGGAGAAUUAAACCAAGAAGAAAACGAUAAUAGUUUUACUAAAAAUGAAGAAAAAUGUAGUAGUGUUAAAUCACUUGUUGACAGUUUUGAAAAGAAAUCUGUUAAUUCCUGUACUAAGAAAAACCACCUCAUUAUAGAUAAUUCAACAGAAAAACGAGUAAAUAUUGUGAAAACAAUAAUAGUAUCAAAUGGAAACAUCGAUGUGUUCAAAGAUGAACAUUUACAUGACACAAAGGUGCAUAGUAAUAAUUUAAAUACAGAAAACAAUACAAGUGUAGACGAUAAUACUAGUGUUACAAGUAAUGUAGACACUUCAAGCCUUGAUAUGUGUCAACCCCGGAAAAGGAAACGAAUUCGUCGUCAUAAAAACAAGAAAAAUUUUGAUCUUCUCAAGAAACUAGAUCUUACCCCUUUUGUAAAAAUACCAGAGCCGACUUCUAUAGUCAACUUUAGGCCCCUCGAAGUAGCUCCAGUUCAUCUUAGGUUUGACGAAGAAGUUUCAAACAAAAACGAAAUAGAGAUGAGUACUGAAAAAGAAGAAAAAUGUGAUGUGAUUACAAAAGCAGGUCCUGAAAAAAAUGAAAUAGAAGUAAAUGAAGACUUCAUUUCUAGUCAUAUUAUAAAUUUAGAUGAGCCUUUUGACGAAGAAAAAAUAGUCAAGAGCAUAUUGCAAUUUCCUAUUUUUUCAGGAGAGGAACCUAGAAUUGGGGACGUGGUAGCGUUCAAGAUUCUUCGGAUUUCUGAAAAUUAUACACCUGAAGUAUCGUCCUGGAUAGUAGGCAAGGUUCUAAGCUAUAAAAACAAGGAGGUUAUAUUUGACAUUCUCUAUGGGCAAAAUCAAUGUUUAAACCCCAAAGGCAAGUUUUGUUUAGAACCCGAAGAACCACAGGAACAAAACAAUGAAUUCAAUUAUUUCUGGCAGAAUUUAUUUGAACCGAGGAUUAUAUUUCCUUGACAAAAACUUCAACUAAACAAAACGUAAUCAAUAUUUUCUAUUAAAUGAAGCGAUGAUAAAUUAUUUUCGAAUUCUCCGUUCGUAAGAUUCUAAAAUACAUUUGUUAAACCAAAUCAUUGUUUUUUAUAAUCACCUACAAUUUUUACACAAAUCACAAAGGGAGGUUCAGCGUCUUUAAAAUGUAAAAUAUCGACAGAUCUUCCACUUUUUCGAGUAUCACUAUUGAACGGUGUGUAAAUUUUACCAACUUUCUUUUUAUCAACAUCACACAAAGCCGUGACUUUUUUCUGCGACUCAACUGAUAAUGAAUUAUACAACUUGCGGCCUUGUUUUCCAGCGUUCCAAAUUGUGAAUUUCGGCCAGUUGUGUAGUACCA
This is a messenger RNA of Tribolium madens (black flour beetle), 2004 nucleotides long. Its product is annotated as coilin-like. The coding region runs from base 129 to 1628 and encodes 499 amino acids. Lineage: Eukaryota; Metazoa; Arthropoda; Insecta; Coleoptera; Tenebrionidae. The transcript has 4 exons. The record is from RefSeq and is a predicted model, not a curated record. Gene Ontology annotation, cellular component: Cajal body. Gene Ontology annotation, molecular function: U2 snRNA binding; U1 snRNA binding. Gene Ontology annotation, biological process: spliceosomal snRNP assembly.